AUGGCGGCGGCGGCGGCGGCGGGUGGCGCGGCCCCGGAGCCGGAGCUGGAGCCGGAGCCACCGCGGCGCGGCCCGGCGGCGGAGGGCGAGGAGGAGGCGGCAGCGGAGGCGGAGCUGGCGGCGGAGCUGGCGGCGCGGCGCAGCGCUGAGGCGCGGCGGCUGGUGCUGUCGCCGCGGCGGCUGUCGGGCCCGCUCCCCGCCGGGCUGUCGCAGUGGUUCCCGGCGCUGGAGGUGCUGGACGUGAGCGGGACGGGGCUGGCGGAGCUGGGCGCGGAGCUGCUGGCCCUGCCGCGCCUCCACACGCUCCUGGCCAAGAACAACCGGCUGGGCGGGCCCGGCUCGCUGCCCAAGGGGCUGGGGCAGGCCCCGCUCGGCCGCUCCCUCCGCGUCCUCAACCUCAGCGGGAACCGCUUCGCCGAGGUGCCGCCCGCCCUGCUGGGGCUCCGCGGGCUGCAGAGCCUCAGCCUCGGCGGCAACCGCCUCCACGGCAUCCCACCCGACAUCCAGGAGCUCCGCAGUUUAGAGUUUCUAUACCUCGGAGGGAAUUUCAUUACUUCAAUUCCACCUGAAUUAGCAAACCUGCCUUCUCUAAGCUAUCUAGUUCUGUGUGACAACAAGAUCCAGAGCAUUCCACCUCAGCUGGCACAGCUGCAUUCCCUGCGUUCCCUUAGCCUGCACAAUAACCUGCUGACUUACCUUCCUCGAGAGAUCCUUAACCUGGUUCACCUGGAAGAGCUGAGCUUGCGUGGGAACCCACUGGUGGUUCGGUUUGUCCGUGACCUGACCUACAAUCCCCCGAGCCUUCAGGAACUGGCUGGACGCACAAUUAAAACUCGCAAUGUUCCCUACGCUCCAAGCGAUCUCCCCGAGAAUCUUGUCCGGUAUCUGAGCUUGGCCAGCAACUGUCCCAAUCCUAAAUGCGGGGGUGUCUACUUUGACAGCUGCGUCAGACAAAUCAAGUUCGUUGACUUCUGCGGGAAGUAUCGCCUCCCGCUGAUGCACUACCUGUGCUCCCCAGAGUGCUCCUCUCCCUGCAGCUCUGCCUCCCAGAGCUCUACUUCCCAGAGCGAGUCUGACUCUGAGGACGAAGCCAGCGUCGCUGCGCGCAGGAUGCAGAAAGUCCUUCUGGGAUAAGAGGGAGCGAGAGGGGAAGACGGGAAGGAAAACGUAUUUGAAAAGCAAUAAUGGAACAGCAAAGCAUGAGCCUCUGGCCUGAAGGGCUCACAAGAAACUGUCCUCAAGUCCAUGUAAGGGGCAGAACAUCUUGGCAAGCCUAGACUUGCUUGGUGCAGUGCUACUUAGGAGAACUCGGUGGCAUAGUGCCUGUAGGGUGCCUGGGGUUGUUAGAAACAUCUCCUGUCUGGGAGACGCCCCCCCCCAUUUGUACGGGCUGGGGAGGGGGAUUUGUUCUCACUGGCGGAUUGAGAAGAGUUUUAAUAUACGACACUUCACUGGACUUCAGUCAUCCUGCAGAGCAAAGGAGACUGUCCAGACCUUUUAACACUGUGGUAAAUCAGGAACAGGCUAAUGAUGCCAUGUGAGUAUGUAUGGACCCCAGAGUUUUAUAUAGCGUUUUGAUUCUUUGCUGUCUCCUUUGAUUUCAGUUACAGAUUUUACACCCAUCCACUAAAAAUGGGAGUUGGGUUGUUUUUUUUUGUUCAGGAGUAGAUUUUUCCAAACUCUGAUUACUCUGCCUAGAGGCUUAGGGUCUCUGUGCUGUUACAGGUGUUAUAGCCAUCAUAGAACUGAGCCACCUUUUUUCUCCCUUGUUAUACCAAGCUGCUCUUAGUGUUUCCUCCUAACUGUAUUUGUUGUUUUUCCUCCCUCUGCCUCUUCCCAUUACACCUGGAGUGUUGCUGUCUUUAUGGUGCCUUCAGAAAACAAACGAAUUGUUCUACUGAGACUUGGUAUUACUUCAGACUUGUGGCCAUACGUGCCUGUGCAAGGGACCAGAUGCGAUGCUCUGUAUCAUGUUUUUGAGUCUUGGCUUACUGGAACAAAUCUGCUUUUAUAGCUGUGAAUUGCAGGAAGGGUCUUGAUUGACGUUUCUUGUUUCUAAACAACCAUGUCCCCUGCUGCCACGAGCUCUGCUAUGCUUGGUACAGAGUUACUUUCCAUCUUCAAGGUCAUCUGCUUAAAGUAGGCAACAGCUUAAUGCAUUGGAAGUACUGAGAGAAGUGCUGUGGAGAAUGGGUUGUUUUCUUAUUCAUUAACAUGAGAGGAAAAGCCGGUAGGGAGGUUAAGGCAUGUUGUCUUAGCAUCUUGCACGAGGUGGUUUUGAAACCUCUUCCUUAUUUAUUUGUUUGCAUUUGCUCUUGUUAUAAUAGCUUUGGCAGUCUGCUGGGUUGUUCAAAUAACACCUUCAGUUAUCUUAAACUAUGUUUAAAAGAAAGCUGCAGAAAAUAGCUCAGAAUUUUUAAGUAUCAAGAAAUAGCUUAUAAAAAUCAAUAUUAUAAAUUGACAGGUGUCUAUAAAUCUACUUUAUGAGGCUGUUAUGUGUUUUGCUCAGUGAGAGCUGCCCCUUAUUAAUAUUUAAUGGCAGACAGUCCUUUUGAUGCAGUCUUCAGAUAGAGCAAAUCCAACUGUGCCUUCGAAUGCACGAGCAGGGCAAAUGCAUUGUGUAAAGAAGCUAAAUGAACAAGAAAAACUUUCCUUAACCCACUUUGGUCUGAAGAGGGAAAUUAAAAACCUGUGCUCUUCUCCUGCGUUCUGAAAACACAUGCACGUAUUUGAAUAUCUUACGGCAGCUCUGUGUUAAUGGUCCUGUUUAAUUAUAUUUGACACUUUAUAUAUUAAAGCACUUUGAUAAUUCUGCUCUUUGUAACUAGCUUUAGUGAUUUUUUUUUUUUUUAUUAGACUACAGUUUUUCCUUUAAUGUGACCUGAAGAACAAGGCCUGUGAAACUUUGUACAUUCCGGUCUGUCUCGGUGUGCAGGCUGAACUUCUUGCCUUGCAUUUCCUUGACAGCACUGCUCAUUUCCCCAGUUUCCUUUGGAGAGAACUGGGAUUUGAAAGAAAUUAUCUGCUUGUUAAAUAGCACCCCGUCUAUUAUUAAUCACAGAAUCAUUAAGGUUGGAAAAGACCUGUAAGAUCAUCAAGUCCAACCAUCAACUCAACUUAGUCUGAAGAUUCCCCACAUGCUCAGAUCCACAAGAAACUAAAUUGCACGUGCUCUGUGCCUUUCCAAAUAAUCUCUUUAAAGCCUAUUUUUAAGACACAGUAAGGUAUAUGUGCAAGCAACUGGAUGUCACUUUAGCAAAUCUUGAGGGGUUUGCUUGGGAAGAAGAACCUACAGAUUUUGAGAGAAACCGACUGCAUGCUGUUAGUUAAAUCGGGAUCCAUGAGCGGUCUGUGUUUUGUUCUUCAUCUCCUCUUUCAGUUGCUCCUUCCUGUCCCAAGUUAAUGUCGUCAUAGCAGUGCUAAAGGACAGUAGACUGGUUGCAGAGCCACGAUUUUAAAUUAGCUGCUAGUAUAACAGUAGUGAGCAACUGAGUGAUCUGGAGCUUGGCUCUUCUGCCAGUGAAAGUGAGCCACACAAGUUGAGAUCUCAAGAUCGUUUGAGCUCAGGGCCAUGAGGUACCACCUUCCUUUCUUCUCUUUAGCAGCAGCUGUCUUGAAGUCAUGCAUUUCUUUCACUUCACAAAGUUAGAUUUCACCACGGUUCCUGUUUGCACAGUAGCACCUCUGUGUGCGACGGGCUAAGGCCAGUGGUGCUGGUUCUAAUUUAGCUCCAUUCUUAACUGCAUUUUCUUUCCUAACUGAACAGGCGUCCCGUUUCUGCUCCAAUUCUAAUCUUUUUUCACAGCUUCUUCACUGUAGCCAGGUCAAAACUUGACAGCUUAUGCAGUUGAUAUUUCUGUCCAUUUUUAGACCUGGUAAAAUGUCUUGUCUCUUAAAAAUUUAUAUAUAUUCCCAAAUAUAGCUACCAAGUUUUCUUUUUGCUGCUGGGCUUUAAAGUGCAAUUCAAGUAAGUUAGAAUUUAAAACAAUCAGGGACCUGUAAGAAAAACAAAUAUUUGUUUGCUUGAUUUUUUUUCCCUCAGAGGUGGAUUUGAGGGGACUAGGGAUGCAGAUUUGUACUGCAGUGCCUAACGUACUGAGCCCCUGGGAGUCAAGUUUUUCAGCAACUGUUAGCCGCCAAAGACUGGAAAAUGUACUGGGCAAUAAAAUAGGUAAGACACAACUUGAAAAUACACUGAUGGAUGGUAGGGACGAGUUCCUACCGUCCCCUUCUUGGGGGCCCUGCGAAGUAGACAGUGGUUUUGCCAGCAUUAUAGCUCUCUUUGUCAGUUUUAAAUAGUGGAUUUCAGUUCUUACAGAUGUGUCUCUGAGUGAUGUCUUAAGUCAGUGUUUUGGUAUCAGUCCCCUUGUUGCUACAGCAGCCCAGCACGUCUGGCUUUUGAAACUGUUCUUAAGCAGAGACGCAAGUGUGUGAAGCAAAGUUGCUCGUUCCCUCUUCCCUGCGGGGCCCUGCCGGCAUUCAUCCUCUGCCCUGCCGUCUCUCUGCCAAGGGGAGCUGCUGGUGCGUUUCUGAAUGCAGGUACUUCAUGUGAACAGUGGGGUCGCAUUAAAAAGAAGCAAAAUAACAGUUUGACUGGAAGCAACUUAAACAGUUGCCAAUUCUUUUAUGUUCCUCUUUCUUUAAUAAGAGGUGAGACUUGAGGAAGUCAGUAAUGAAUAUUUAAACAUACUCUGAAGUGGCCAGAUGCAGUUUUUCAUGGGCUUCUGUCCUGGUCAUUUUGAGUCUUUGAAAUCUUGUGUUGAAUUAUAAUGGGAGUGGGGAGGGGAGGGAGGGAAG
Molecule: messenger RNA, 4797 nt
Organism: Gavia stellata (red-throated loon)
Lineage: Eukaryota; Metazoa; Chordata; Aves; Gaviiformes; Gaviidae
Gene: LRRC58
Product: leucine rich repeat containing 58
Exons: 4
Coding region: 1-1134 (377 amino acids)
Molecular function (GO): protein binding
Source: RefSeq, a predicted model, not a curated record